This is a messenger RNA of Solea senegalensis (Senegalese sole), 2475 nucleotides long. Its product is annotated as taste receptor type 1 member 1-like. Lineage: Eukaryota; Metazoa; Chordata; Actinopteri; Pleuronectiformes; Soleidae. Gene Ontology annotation, molecular function: G protein-coupled receptor activity. Gene Ontology annotation, cellular component: membrane. Gene Ontology annotation, biological process: G protein-coupled receptor signaling pathway. The record is from RefSeq and is a predicted model, not a curated record. The transcript is spliced from 6 exons. The coding region runs from base 1 to 2475 and encodes 824 amino acids.
AUGAAACACUUCCAUAUUCUUCUGUGUCUCCUUGAAUCUCUUUUCCGUGUGUUUACUCAAUGUACGGACGUGGCAGAAUCAGAAUUUUGGCUGGAAGGAGAUUAUUUGAUCGGUGGGCUUUUUGAUAUACAUCAGGACAAUACCACUUCCCAUCACAUCAGACCAGAAGCCACUGACUGCUCCAGUAAAACGCUAACUCUGUCAAGUUAUCGGAGGUUUCAGUUGAUGAGAUUUGCUGUAGAGGAAAUCAAUAACUCCACCAACCUUUUGCCAAAUGUAUCUCUUGGAUAUGAGAUUUUUGACCACUGUUCAGCAUCACAGAACUUUCCGGGGAUUUUUGACCUCCUUUCAGUCAAUGGCUCAGUCUACCCUUGGGGUGAGCUACAGAAGAAUCUGUCCAAAUAUUCAAAAGUCUUUGCAGUGGUUGGGCCCUUUUCAAGCAGUGAGACCAUGACUACAGCUCCACUCUUCAUGAUGGAUCUAAUUCCUAUGGUCAGUUAUGGAGCUGCUAGCUCUGCUUUUUCAGAGAAAGUGAAAUUCCCCUCGUUCCUACGAACAGUGCAUUCAAAUGAAGCCAUCAUAGAUGUGAUUGUUGAAAUCAUAUUGCAUUUUAAGUGGCGCUGGGUUUCUUUUCUUCAGAGCAAUGACGAUUUUGGCACCAAUGGCCUGGAGUUGUUAAAAAAGAAGAUUGCCCGCACUGACAUCUGUCUGGCUUACUCAAAGACCCUUUUUGACAAGACAAAUUCCAGCCAGAUAUUCAAACAGAUCAAUGCACAAAUGAUUACUGUCAUUAUUGUUUUUGCACCAAAACAGAUUGCGGAAGCUCUUAUUCUAUCAGCAAUAGAGCUAAACAUCACCAACAAAGUGUGGAUAGCAGGGGACACCUGGUCCUUAAAUGAGAGGCUCCUCAAGAUGAAAGAAAUCAGGAGUAUUGGCACUGUUCUUGGAGUAUCUCAAUCAGUUGUGACGAUACCUGGUUUCAGUGAUUUUAUCUAUUCAACUAUCGAUCAUUCUCUGUAUGGACGUGAAGAACAGCAGACGUUUUGUAAUCAACUUUGCAGCUGCAGAAGCCUCAGUGCCAGUCGUCUGGUCUCUAUCGAUCCGUCUUUCUCUUUUGCCGUUUACUCUGCCACGUACGCUGUUGCUCAUGCCUUACACAAUGUCUUGCAGUGUGGAGACGGUAAAUGCAACAGCAGUAUUACAGUAUACCCAUACAUGGUUCUAGCAGCGCUGAAGAAGUCCAAUUUCACACUGCUGAAUCAUAGAAUUCAGUUCGAUGAAAAUGGCGACCCUAAUUUCGGAUCCUAUUCUAUAGUCUUCUGGAACGCGAGUGGGGACGCAGAGGAGAUCGGCGUUCAUACUUUUUUCCCAUCAGUCCAUUCUUGCAUCAACGGCAGCAAAGUUCAAUGGUACACAAAUGGAGAGGUGCCGACUUCACUGUGUUCCACAGAAUGCUCUGACGGAUACGCAAAGGAGCAAGACGGAAUCCACAAAUGCUGCUUCACUUGUGAAAUCUGCCCUUAUGGGAGUUACGUGAACAGCACAGAGGACGCCUACACGUGCAUGCCAUGUGCAGAGACAGAAUGGUCUACAGAAGGAAGUACGUCAUGUAAUCUUCGGUUGGUGGAGUACAUCAGAUUCACAGACGGCGAAGCCAUACUGAUCAUGGUCGGGGCCUUGGUCUUGGUGGGCAUCACACUCGCCAUGUCUGUUCUCUUUGCCAUUAACUACAACACUCCUGUUGUCAGAUCUGCUGGGGGACCAAUGUGCUUCCUAAUCUUAGGCUGCCUCGAUCUGAGUAGUGUUAGCGUGUUCUUUUACAUUGACAAGCCAACACUGUCUUAUUGCAUCCUGAGGUACUUGCCAUUCUUUUUGUUCUUCUCUGUCUGUAUUGCAUGCUUUGUUGUGCGCUCUUUUCAAAUCGUUUGCAUUUUCAAAAUAGCGGCCAAGUUUCCCAACAUCUACAGUUGGUGGAUAAAAUAUCACGGACAAUGGCUGAUCAUCACUAUGAUAUUUGUUACUCAGGCACUCUUAUCACUUAUUGGCUAUUCACAUGGACCCCCCCAGCCUUACAAUGAAACAGUGUGGUAUCCAGAAAGAAUCAUACUUCGUUGUGACGUGAGUUUGAAAGCAAAUUCUGCUUCAGCAAUUUUACUUUUAUUAUUGUGCUCCCUUUGUUUUGUUUUCUCCUACAUGGGGAAAGACCUCCCAAAAAACUAUAAUGAGGCCAAAGUAAUAACUUUCUGUCUGCUCCUGCUGAUCCUCACCUGGACUGGUUUUGCCACUGAAUUCAUGCUUUACCGUGGCAAGCAAAUCGAAACUCAUAAUGCUUUGGCAAUACUCUCCAGUCUUUACUCUUUUCUGCUGUGGUACUUCCUGCCAAAAUGUUACAUCAUCCUUUAUCAGCCUCACAAAAACACACAGAAGUAUUUCCAAGACCUCAUUCAGAAUUAUACCAAAACAAUUAGCCAGUAG